UAACUUCUGUAGGAUAAACAAGUUCUGGAUUCAUUGGUCUUUUUUCUUUGGUUAACAAAACCUGUUUUUGCGCAACAUUUUGAAACAGCAAAUCAACCUGGGAUAAAUUUUAUUGGAUUUGACCAUGCCACCAGCUACUGAGAAGGAGCCUGUAACUGCUAUAUCUUACAAUGGCGUGUCGCAUCCGGUUUUUAUUUCUUCAGUCGACGUUAUUCGAGAGCCCAAACCUUCAGCUCCAGUCCUAUCGGCGAAUAUAUCUGAUAUACACACGCCGCACGAGGAAAGGGGGCAUUGGGGAAACAAAGCCGAGUUUAUCCUGUCUUGUAUUGGACUUUCAGUUGGCAUUGGAAACGUGUGGCGUUUUCCUUACUUAGCCUAUCAAAAUGGAGGAGGUGCUUUUCUCCUUCCGUAUAUUCUUCUUCUGGUGGUGGUUGGUAAGCCUAUGUACUACAUGGAGGUAGCGCUAGGGCAGUUUUCUAGCCUUGGACCCUUGUCCGUCUGGAGGUGUUUUCCAUUGGCAAAAGGUAUUGGAGCUGCCAUGGUCGUGAUAUCUAUUUUGGUCGCCAUCUACUACAAUGUUAUAAUGGGGUAUUGUCUUUAUUAUAUGGGGCAGUCCUUUCGUUCUGAAGUCCCGUGGAGCGGCUGCCAUGAAUGGUGGGGUGCAGAUAACACUACCUGCUACGUUAGAGACCGAGUGGACCGUUGCCCAGUUGCCCUAGACAAACUAGCGAGAGAAUAUUCGGCCAUGUACAACACAUCUACAUUAACAACCAUGUUCGACAAUCUUGUAAACGUCACAUUGUCUGACAAGACGGCUACCACUCUCGUGCCACGAGAACAGUUUGAUACCACGUUACAGAAUUGUACAAAUGCAACUAAGACUGCUUCUGAACAAUUCUGGGAGCGAUAUGUUCUCGACAUGUCAGACGGAAUAGAAGAUAUUGGAACAAUUAAAUGGGACUUAGCUGUAUGUUUGUUGGUGUCUUGGUUCAUCGUAUUUCUGUGUUUGAUGAAAGGAGUAAAAUCAUCAGGAAAGGUUGUUUAUUUUACUGCUACCUUUCCCUAUGUAAUUCUCAUAAUUCUACUAAUUCGUGGAUUGAUGCUAGAGGGCGCUGUUACUGGUCUUCGUUAUUUCUUUAUUCCUGAAUGGAAUAAAUUGUUGGAUAUAACGGUGUGGAGAGCGGCAGCAGAACAGUUAUUUUUCUCUCUAAGCGUAUCUUGGGGAGGCCUAAUCAUGUUCGGGAGCUACAACAAAUUCUAUAACAAAGUUCACAGAGACGCCUUGUUUGUGAGUUCAUUAGAUUUCAUUACCAGUUUGAUCGCUGGAAUUGUAAUAUUUUCCGUCCUGGGCAACAUGUCAGAUAAACUUGGGAUCGAUAUCAAGGAUGUAGUUCAAGGAGGACAAGGCUUAGCUUUUGUAGUUUAUCCAGAAGCCUUGAGUCAUCUCCCUCUACCACAAAUAUGGUCGGUCCUCUUUUUCUUCAUGCUUUACCUGUUAGGUUUAGACAGUGAGUUUGCUCUAUUAGAAGUUUUCUUGACAGCUAUCUAUGACGAAUUUCCAAAACUGCGAAACAAAAAGGUGCUACUUACAUUCGUGUGUUGCAGUGCCUGCUUCCUCCUCGGUCUUCCAUGUGUUACUCAGGGUGGCCAAUACGUAUUGAACUUGAUGGACACAUACGGUGGAGGAUUUGCUGUAUCAUUCAUAGCUAUCUGUGAACUCCUGGCUCUGAUGUGGGGAUAUGGACUCAGACGAUUUUGUUAUGACCUCCAAUUCAUGUUACAUAUUAGACCUAAUAUCUUCUGGAAGGCCUGCUGGCUUGUCAUAGCUCCUUUGGUUUUAGCUUUCAUAUUUGUAUACAGUUUGUCUCAACACAAAACGAUCAAGUAUGGGGAAUACUACCAGUACCCGCAAUGGGCUGAUGGGAUCGGGUGGAUCUUUGCUCUAAUUUCUAUGAUUCAGAUCCCCGUAUGGGGAAUCGCCAUACUGCUGUGGAAUAUAAGGAAUGUCAAGAAAGUUUUCAAUCCAGACGCCAGGUGGGGCCCUAGUGACCCAGAAAUAAGACAACAGUAUUUUCAGAAGAAAGAUAAUGGAUUUGUAAUGUCUCAAAUAGACACCAAGGGGCUUGACAAUCUCGGUCUUGAAGCUGGCAUCUAAUGUUUCUUGAUACAUUGUGCUUAUAUAUGAUGUAUUGUUGGUUUUGUUAUUGUGCAAAUCCUAUAACACUCUGUCCACCAGAUGGAAUCUAACUGUAGCAUUGUAAGUUUGUAAACUUAUCGCUGAUCUAUAACACUGUUCACCACAUGGAAUCUAACUGUAGUGUUGUAAGUUUGUAAACUUCUCGCUGAUCUAGUGGGAGACGAUUAUAUAAUGUAUAAUGAAAUACCCCAAGGUGUUAACAGGAGUAUCACCACUUGUAUGUCAUACAAUAUUCGUUGUAUAUAACUGUAGUUUGUCUAAUCGGUCAAAUAUACUUAAGGACAUAUAAUAUUAUCCCACACAUUGUGAUAUUUAACUUAUAUAAUAGAGGUAUGAAACACUGAUAACAAUUUAGAUCAUCAUUGGGAUUUUGUAAAAUAUUCUUUAAAAAUGAUAAAGUUUGGUUAAAGCGAUGUAAGCAGAUAUAAUCAGGAAAGUGUGUAAAAUAUUCUUGUAUAAACGUGUAAUUGUAUUUAAAUGUUUUUAUUAUUGUGUGACAUCAAAUAUUGAGAGUUUUAGAACUUUAAUAAUAUAAAUAUUUGUUUUCUUUGUGUGUGUCUAUGUUUACAACAUGGUGGGGGACAUUCAAAUCAUUAAAAACCUAAGUAUGUAAUCUGCUUUGUCCUCAUCUUUUACAUUUUACCAUAAUCUAUGGAGUGAAAACAAUUUCCAGUCAAAGGAUAUUAAUCGGGAAGUAGUAUCUUGAAUAAAAAUAGUUUACUAGAUAAACAUUUAAACUUAUGUUACAAAAAGAUAGGUGUCCUUCUUUUGAUUUCAUCAACGGGACAAAUUUUUGUAAAGAAGUAUUUACUCUAGAAUAAUUUAUAUCGUGAAAAUUAGUUCUAUCAUUAUUUCAUCAGACAGACAGAACCAAAACAAAAAAAAAAUCAUAACUUACGUAAAGUGGUAGAUUUAAUACAUUUUGACGUUGUUUUAACAUCACUUUCUCUACUAUACUGUUAACAACUAAUUUCCUGUAUUAUAAUCAAGUAAAACAUAUUCUGAUGUGUAACGUAUCAGAUUUUUUUAUUUUUGUAAAUACAUAUUUCUGAAUAAAAAAGCAUUAAUCAGUUCUUAAAAUAA
Molecule: messenger RNA, 3280 nt
Organism: Limulus polyphemus (Atlantic horseshoe crab)
Lineage: Eukaryota; Metazoa; Arthropoda; Merostomata; Xiphosura; Limulidae
Product: sodium- and chloride-dependent glycine transporter 2-like
Exons: 17
Coding region: 125-2155 (676 amino acids)
Biological process (GO): sodium ion transmembrane transport
Cellular component (GO): membrane
Molecular function (GO): glycine transmembrane transporter activity
Source: RefSeq, a predicted model, not a curated record